Molecule: messenger RNA, 3885 nt
Organism: Maylandia zebra (zebra mbuna)
Lineage: Eukaryota; Metazoa; Chordata; Actinopteri; Cichliformes; Cichlidae
Product: ethanolamine kinase 1
Biological process (GO): phosphatidylethanolamine biosynthetic process
Cellular component (GO): cytoplasm
Molecular function (GO): ethanolamine kinase activity
Source: RefSeq, a predicted model, not a curated record
CUGUGGUUAAUAUGUAAACUACAGCAGAAGGGAUGAAGAUGCCCACGGGAACAUUGGACCCUGAUAAAGUGCUGAAUAACUGGACACUAUAAACAGUUUGCAUUCGUGAAAAUGGACAGUGGACUUGUUGGUGCUGGAAAACAGCUUCUCCAUGUGGACAUCUAUAUUGAUGAACACCAACCUUCUAGAGGAAUCCUGGCUCUUUUGAGCAGACUUCGUCCCAACUGGAAGGCACAAGACAUUCAAAUGAAGACAUUCACAGAAGGCAUCACCAACCAGCUUAUUGGCUGCUACGUGGGCUCUCUCCUGGAGCCUGGUUGUGUCUUGGUGCGACUAUAUGGCAAAAUGACAGAGCUCUACGUGAACAGGGACCAUGAGGUGGAGAUGUUUCAGAUCCUCCACGCACACAGAUGUGGUCCUGAAAUUUACUGCAGCUUCCAGAAUGGCAUCUGCUACGAGUUUGUAAGAGGAACUGUGCUGGAUGAUAAACUGCUUCGGCAGCCGUCUAUCUACAGAUUGAUCGCCGCAGAGAUGGGGAAAAUCCAUUCGAUCCAGCCAAAAUCCGGUCGGCCAGUCAAACCUGUGCUGUGGACAAAAAUGUCUCAUUUCCUCAAACUAGUGCAGAGCAGUGUCAGCAGCAGUCCAGCUGGGCAGUGGUACAUAGGCAGUUCUGCAGAUCUACAAAAGGUGCCCAGCUUUAAGACUUUGUCACAGGAAAUGGAGUCACUGAAGAGACACCUCUCUGAGAUUGACUCGCCAACUGUCCUCUGCCACAACGACCUCCUGACAAAGAACAUCAUCUACAACGAAAAAGAGGGAAUGGUGAAAUUCAUUGACUACGAGUACGCCGAUUAUAACUACCAGGCCUUCGAUAUCGGCAAUCACUUCAACGAAUUUGCCGGUGUGAAUGAUGUUAACUACGACCUCUACCCGAGCUGGGAGCUGCAGAGGGACUGGCUGACGGCCUAUCUGGAGAGUUACAAGCACAGCACUGGACGUGAGGUCACAGUCACGGAGGCAGAAGUUACGCAGCUCUACAUUCAAGUCUGCAAAUUCUCUCUUGCAUCCAGCUUCCUCUGGGGUCUUUGGGCCAUCCUGCAAUCACGUUUCUCCUCGAUUGACUUUGACUUCCAAAGAUAUGCCACUGCACGACUGAACUUCUAUUUUGAGAAAAAAGAGGAAUACUUUGGACUGGCAGUGAACUAAUUAAUCCCUCUACUUUUGCAGAACAAUUAUGUGUUUCUUGUGUCAAACAGUGCUGUGGACCAUAUGUCAGAUGGUGGAAAUGGAAAAGCAUAGAAUAACCUUAUAAAAGUGCUCCCCAUAGUUUGUUAUUUCAGGCUGUAUAGUGUGACUUAAUGUGUUUUGCUAUCACUGUGAUUUUUAAAAUAUUUGUUUUACCACAGUCAGUAUGCCGAUAAGCCUAUUUGGCAAAUUGAGAAGAGGCUCGUGCCAGAAAUGAAUUAAUUGUUCCCACAUUCAGCCGAGUCACAUAAAGCCACAAAAAUUGAGCUUGAUCAUAAAACACAUAAGAGGGUUAUUUGCAGGCUUAUUCAGUGUGUACCACAGUUCUGGUGGAAAACAAGCUUUCAUUUCAACUUAUUUACUGUACCAAGGGCAUUAUUUUAAUGUUUCUCUUUCAGAAUGACUUGCUAUAAAAAUAUCAUGUGUGACUUACAGGGUGUUUGUUAAUGUUGCCAUAAAAGGAAAAUUUAAGAGAAAAUCUUAUUGAAGCUGUCACUGUGUGAAGACAGGCGAAACUGAAUCAGGAGUUACAUGGUAUGUACAUGAACCAAAAUGCAAUGCUGACUGAUAUCAGUGCUUUAACAAGUGGAUUUUACUUACUCUGUUCAUUUAAUAAGGUAAAAAUGUACUUUAACUCCUAGUAGUGAUCUGUUUUUUAAAAAUAUUCAUCAAAAUUUAGGCCCACAAGCAUUGUAUGAUCUUGGUGUAAUCUCCUUGAAUAUGUCUCACAGGAUGUUAAAAAACAAUGUAAUGUAUAAUGGUUUACUAAACAAAAAGCAGAUUAAGGGAGCGCACACUAGGGCAAAUCUGUAAAUAAGCAAUUUAAAAUUGUUAUAGCAUAACAGGCACAGCUGUAAUUAUUGCUUUUUUUGUCAUAGAGACUUGUAGGAAUAACUAACCAUUCACCCUUUUACUUAGAUUUAAUUGUCAUGUGCCAUGCAUAUACAUAAACAAUGAAAUGGUUAUAAUUGACCAACAUCAGGGAAUUUGAUUGAAAUACUUUGCUGUUUGCUUUUCGGCUCAAUUCAAAUGCACUUAUAUAUCUCCAAAUCAGAACAACACUCGCCUCAAGGUGCUUUAUGUUGUAAAGUAAAGACCCUACAACAAUAUAUUUGAAAAUAAAUAAGAGGUGUUAACAGGUACACUAAAGCUACUAGCUGAGGACAUAUUAUUGUAAAAAUACGUUCUGUCAUGCAUUUAAGUGCACUUAAACUGUAAUUAUGAGGCAGAUCGCUCACAUUUUUAUGCUUCCAAAGUAUAUAAAUAACAGAACAUAAUGAUAUAAAGAGACAGAAAUGAGCAGUGUGAUCCAGAUUCAACUUUGUAACUGUAAGAGCUUUUCAAAUGAAAGCUUUCUUUAUUUCACUGUUUAAAAGAAUCUGGUAUUGAUCAAAAGUGCUACACUGAUAGUUCAUAUAGGUAAUGUAAUUCAGUGUUGUACCACAUGUAUAUGAUCACAUGAAAUAGAACUUCAAUUGUAGUAGAAAACAGAGUAAAGGCCAUUAAAACAAUAACUCAGGCCAAUAUCAGGAAGAUGCUACCCUUUCUUAUGUGCAGCAUAAAGCAGCGGAUUUGUCCUCACUCCUAAAAAUAUUGGUUUAGUGAGAAUACAGCCUAAGUAGAGCGUGCAAGAACUCGCAAGAACAGAAAUAGUUACAUGCUAAUAAGACAACUUCAGCUCUUUGUAGCCUUCUGCACAGACAGCACGCUAAUGCAAAAGUAGCAACAAAAAACCCUAGGAUGUUAAAGUCAUUCUGUGAAAUGAAAUAACAUACUGAUUACUUUUAAGAAAAGUAAUUGGUUAUGUGUAACACAUUACCUUUGUUGAGUAACAACAGCAAAACUGAGUAGAGUGAUGUAAUUCUGUUGUGAAUACUUGUUUAGGCUAAGGCAGGGUGGAUGGCAGAGGCUCCAUAGCUCAUUAGCACAACUGUCUGAUUCUUAAAAUCAGCAAAUACUUUUUCAGUAUUUGACCAAAACCACAGUUAAUUUUUCUCAAAUGUUCACCAAGUGCUUAUGGCCUUGUGAUAUAUCUCCCACUGCCACAGUAUUUUCACAAUUGUCAAAACAGUAUUUCCAGAAUUGUCAAAACAGUUUCACCACAAACUCCAUUUAAUGGCUGUUCUGAAGUUUUUGAUCCUAUCACUGUAUCUUCAGUGGAUGGAGCAGCUUAGAUGUCAUGGAAUUAUCGAUUUUUCUAAGCACUUAAAGGCAACUCUAGAGAAGAAUGUCUGCAUUUGGAUGAUUCACUAGAACCUCAGACUAUUUUGUUUUCUAACAUUUGUAAUGUCAUUGCUCGGAUUCUGUAACAGCAUCUGCGGAAUAACUUGAGGGUAGAGAUAGCUUGAAGUUAUGGCACAUAAAAUAUCAUUAGGGAAUAGUUAGGUUUGGGUAAGUCAAGGCUGGUUUUUAUGCUUUGGCUCUGUGGUCUUACGUGUUAUUUAGUUUCAAGGUACCCAAAAAGUGAGUGACCUGUAAGCAGUGUAGAAACAGAUGAAGCUACUGUGAUACCUGCUGUAUGUAUUCUCUCCAGACACAGAAGGUUUGAGAAAGACAUCACAAUAUGAUUGAUAAAAUCGUGAAGCUAAGUGAUACCAAACUCCUGUAUUAAAGUUGGUCUGUACACCACCCCAGCUUCCA